ACAGAGAAUCCAAAGAUGCAGAAAAUCAUAUUUGCUGUGAUUUUUGUCAUCUACAUCAUCACUGUGGUAGGAAAUGUGCUCAUUGUGGUCACCAUCACUGUCAGCCCAAUGUUGGGAUCCCCUAUGUACUUUUUCCUGGCAUAUCCGUCCUUUAUUGAUGCCUGUUAUUCCUCUGUCAAUACCCCAGAACUGAUCAUAGAUUCACUCCAUGAAAGGAAGACCAUCCUAUUCAAUGGAUGUAUGACCCAAGUCUUUGGAGAACAUUUCUUUGGAUGCAGAGGCAUCCUUCUUACUGUGAUGGCUUACGAUCGCUACGUAGCCAUCUGCAAGCCCUUGCACUACGCAAUCAUCAUGAACCGGAGAGUGUGUGGCCUGCUAGCGGGAAUAGUGUGGGUUGGAGGCUUUCUCCAUGCAACCAUACAGAUCCUCUUCACGUUUCGAUUACCUUUCUGUGGCCCUAACAUCAUAGAUCACUUUAUGUGUGAUCUGAACCCUUUGCUUGAUCUUGCCGUCACUGAUACACACAUUCUAGGGCUCUUCCUUGCUGCCAACAGUGGAUUCAUAUGCUUGUUAAACUUUCUCCUCUUGCUGGCCUCCUAUGUGGACCUGCACUCCCUAAGGACUCAUAGCUUGGAGGGCAGACGCAAAGCCCUCUCAACUUGUGUUUCACACAUCACAGUGGUCGUCUUAUUCUUUGUGCCAUGCAUAUUUGUGUACAUGAGACCUGCAGCUACUUUAUCUGUUCACAAAGCAGUUGCUGUAUUCUACUCUAUCAUAACUCCCAUGUUAAAUCCCUUAAUCUAUACCUUGAGAAAAGCCCAGAUGAAAAAUGCUAUUAGGAAACUAUGCAGCAAGAAAGCUAUUUCAGGGGACUAA
This is a messenger RNA of Trichechus manatus latirostris (Florida manatee), 876 nucleotides long. Its product is annotated as olfactory receptor 4C46-like. The record is from RefSeq and is a predicted model, not a curated record. Gene Ontology annotation, cellular component: plasma membrane. Gene Ontology annotation, biological process: G protein-coupled receptor signaling pathway. Lineage: Eukaryota; Metazoa; Chordata; Mammalia; Sirenia; Trichechidae. Gene Ontology annotation, molecular function: G protein-coupled receptor activity; olfactory receptor activity.